AUGCAAGCAGUACUCCUUCCGGUUAUAUCCUUCGUUUCUAUUUUGUUGAGCGUGGUGCCACUGGUACUGCACUGGAACAACCGCAACGUGGCUGCCAGCAGCUUGAUCUGCUGGUACAUGAUUCUCAACGUCUUCAACAUAAUCAAUGCCAUACUUUGGCCUACCGAUGACGUGAGUUCUUGGUGGGACGGUAAGGGGCUAUGUGAUUUUGAGGGCAAGAUUAUGAUUGCGAGUUACAUUGCUGUUCCUGGGACGCUCGUUUGUAUCUUUCGCAGUUUGGCCUGCGUGCUGGACACCAGGCGUGCAGCUUUAGUCCCUACCAAGUCGCAGCGGUGGUGGAAUCGUGGAAUGACUCUUCUGUUCUGCUUCAUAGCCCCCGCAAUCGCAACCGUCACGCAGAUCAUCUACCAGGGGGGGCGUUACUUUCUUUUUGCUAUUUCUGGUUGUGUCAACAGCUACGAUGAAACCUGGGUGACCCUGGUCCUGGCCUAUAUCUGGCCGCUGGUCAUUUGUCUGAUCGCUGGCUACUACUGCGUGAUCGUUCUGCAUCGUCUCAGCAAGUAUCGAAGUCAAUUCGGAGACAUACUCCAAUCCUCGAACAGCAACAUGAACAAAUCUCGAUUCGUGCGGCUUUUCUUGCUCGCCUUUCUCAUGCUGUUGGCCAUUAUCCCUGUCCAGACCUUCGUUGUGUGUACCAACAUCCUGCGUACCCUCCCGUGGCAUGCGUACUCCUGGGAUCGUGCCCAUCCUCCCACCUGGAACGUGAUUAUCAAAGUCCCCACGAUGGGCGAGGUAUACUUCGACCGCUGGAUUCCAGCCGCAUCGGGCUUCAUGUUCUUCAUUUUUUUUGGCAGCGCUGCUCUUCAAUUGGAAAUGGACAUCCGCAGCCAGGUAAGGCCCUCCACAGCAGAGUAUAAAGCCAGCCCCAGCCCUAACUUUCAUAGAACAAAUGUCAACAACACCAUGCACCCGCAACCCAUAGGUCACAACACCCAAGACGUUGAAAAAGGGGUCACGCCUCAGAGCAAGCAACCUGCGCGCACUCCAUGGUACAAGCGUGCGUGGCGACUUAAAGGGUCUCCUAGCAGAGAUAGGAUGCUCCCCCUCCACCACUUGGCCGAGACAACUGCAAACACAGUCUCGACCAAUGCCUGGGCAGGCGUGAGCCGAAGCCGGAACAGUAGCGACCUUGGAAGCCCCCCGCUCAAGGACGACCACAUCCGAGUCAAGCAGGUCAUCACCCAGCAGAGCGAGAUGUAUGCUUAG
Molecule: messenger RNA, 1266 nt
Organism: Aspergillus aculeatus ATCC 16872
Lineage: Eukaryota; Fungi; Ascomycota; Eurotiomycetes; Eurotiales; Aspergillaceae
Product: pheromone receptor
Exons: 3
Coding region: 1-1266 (421 amino acids)
Biological process (GO): G protein-coupled receptor signaling pathway
Cellular component (GO): membrane
Molecular function (GO): mating-type factor pheromone receptor activity
Source: RefSeq, a predicted model, not a curated record